ACAUGAGAAAUGCAUCUCUGUAAUUUCAACCAUAAUUCUCAGCUGCACAAUUUAAAUAAUACCAAUUAAAAUAUUAAUUUUAUUGGCGGAGGAGUAAUCGAAACGUAAAUAAAUAUAUUAACAUCUCUAUGCAACUUACGUAACUCUUAACCAAGCCAUCUUAAUUAAUGUCAAUUAUGAACUUCAAAGACAAAGUGGUGCUCAUCACAGGAGCAAGUUCCGGUAUUGGCGCUGCUACUGCAGUAAAAUUCGCUGAAUUGGGAGCUUUGCUGGCAAUAAACGGACGUAAUGUCGAGAGCUUGGAGGCCGUGGCAAAGCAAUGUGCUGCUGUUGGUAAGGAACCGCAUCUAGUAGUAGGCGACAUAUCCAAGGAAUCUGAUACCGAAUUUGUCUGGCAAGAAACUUUUAAGAAAUACAACAAACUGGAUGUUUUGGUUAACAAUGCUGGCAUCAUUGAGAUAGGCACUAUUGAAAAUACCAGCUUGGCACAGUACGAUCGUGUGAUGAAUACCAAUUUACGAGCAAUGUAUCACCUGACAAUGUUAGCUGUACCGGAACUGGUAAAAUCGAAGGGCAAUAUCGUAAAUGUUUCAAGUGUAAAUGGUAUACGUUCAUUCCCUGGUGUGCUAGCCUACAACAUUUCUAAAAUGGGUGUAGAUCAGUUUACACGGUGUGUUGCCCUCGAACUAGCUGCGAAAGGUGUUCGUGCAAACUGUGUUAAUCCUGGUGUCAUAGUAACGAAUAUACACAAACGUGGCGGUAUGGAUGAGGAAAUGUACAAAAAGUUCUUAGAACAUUCAAAAACCACCCACGCUCUGGGGCGUACUGGCACAGUAGAUGAAGUGGCUAAUGCUAUCACAUUUUUAGCCAGUGACUUAGCCACUUUUACAACUGGCGUCAGUUUGGCUGUGGAUGGGGGUCGUCACGCUAUGUGCCCACGAUGAUGUGUACUCGGAAAUAUUUUAUACUGCAUUUAUAUUUGAAAAUUUGUUAUAAUAUUUUAUAGUUAUUGUUUGAUGUUAGAAUAAACGGUGCACGAAUUUGAAAUUAA
Anastrepha obliqua is the source of this 1051-nucleotide messenger RNA. RefSeq names its product 3-oxoacyl-[acyl-carrier-protein] reductase FabG-like. Gene Ontology annotation, molecular function: oxidoreductase activity. NCBI's taxonomy places the organism in Eukaryota, Metazoa, Arthropoda, Insecta, Diptera, Tephritidae. The transcript has a single exon. The record is from RefSeq and is a predicted model, not a curated record. Bases 168 to 944 code for a protein of 258 amino acids.